AGAGAUUUAAGAAGCUGCGUUGUUAUCGUGGAUUGAUUAGAUGUGGUUCAUCUGUCCAUUGAAUAAAGUCGCCAAGUCUAGAAAGGUGAAAGACAUCGUAUAAGGUUCUUGACAAAGGAAAAUGUAUAAAAAAGGAACAAUUUUUGCACUUACGGUGUGUUUGUUGAUUGCCGCAGCAGCCGCGCAGCUGUCCUCUAAAAGUGGUCAUUGUCCGUUAAAGGAAAGUGUAAAAAAUUGUUUCCCCAGAUGUGUUUCUGAUUUUCAAUGUUCCCCUAAUGAAAAAUGUUGUCCAAAUCAAUGCGGAUCUCAUUCGUGCGUACAGGCUAGUCUCAUAAGUACUGGUACUUCGUACAAAGGAUCACAAAGUGAUGGCGUCUACUGUGCCGGCGUAAAAUGUGGUCCAUACGAAAAAUGUCAGUUUGACCGUAAAACGAAACGUGAAAAGUGUGUUCGUACAUAAAUAAAUUUUCUGUCAUGUUUAUCUAUCUUACUGAAAUACGUUUUGAUAAGAUUGUAACUGAUUGAAUAAACUUUUAAUUCACAUA
This is a messenger RNA of Megachile rotundata (alfalfa leafcutting bee), 545 nucleotides long. Its product is annotated as waprin-Thr1. Gene Ontology annotation, cellular component: extracellular region. NCBI's taxonomy places the organism in Eukaryota, Metazoa, Arthropoda, Insecta, Hymenoptera, Megachilidae. The record is from RefSeq and is a predicted model, not a curated record. Gene Ontology annotation, molecular function: peptidase inhibitor activity.